This is a messenger RNA of Mizuhopecten yessoensis (Yesso scallop), 2345 nucleotides long. RefSeq names its product CST complex subunit STN1-like. Gene Ontology annotation, cellular component: site of double-strand break; DNA replication factor A complex; chromosome, telomeric region. Gene Ontology annotation, biological process: double-strand break repair via homologous recombination; DNA replication; nucleotide-excision repair. The record is from RefSeq and is a predicted model, not a curated record. Lineage: Eukaryota; Metazoa; Mollusca; Bivalvia; Pectinida; Pectinidae. The coding region runs from base 122 to 1336 and encodes 404 amino acids. The transcript is spliced from 10 exons.
CAAGCACAAAACGGACAGUGUCGUCACUCCGUUUGACAGCCAGAGUUUAGAAGUCAUGUUUAUUUACAUCAGAGAGUGACAUUUUGUUAUGGCGACGUAAAAUCGACGAUACGAACUGAUCAUGAUGUCCAACAAAAGAAUGUUCGAUGGUCAAGGUUCAAUGUCCAACAAAAUGACCAGCAGGCCUGUGGAGGAAGAGACCCGUACAACCAGAGACGUAUGUAAUAUAUACGUCUCUGGUACAACUGAGAUGUUUGGCCACCCCCCCAAUGAAACGUCCAACAGUAUGUCUGAAGGUUUACACCCGACAAAAACUUGGGGCCUUGAUUACUACUUCAUGAUCUUUAACAAGAUGUACAUCGCCGAUGUUCUACAGAUGAGGGAGAACACCAUGUUUCCAGGGACCUACCUUUAUCGGAGCCAUCCUCUAUUCAAGGUGGACGUGAUGGGUGUGGUGGUCAAAGUGGAACAGAAUCACACCUGUUUUACCUACACAGUUGAUGAUGGGACUGGUGUCAUUCCCUGUUGCUGCUGGAGAAAGGAAUUUUUCAAUAUGUCAGAUCCUGGCUGUGAUUGGUCAGGGUUACCAACUGAUCUGAGAGGAUUGGCGGCCGGAAUCGCUGAUCACAAAACACACGAGGGUUAUGUACUCGGAGAUCUGAUACAAGUUCGGGGGAAGGUGAAGAUGUUCCGAGACCAGAGGGAGGUGGUCGCCACAUACCACACGCGGCUAGAUGACCCCAUGGAAGAAGUGUUACGAUUGGCUGAACUUCCAAAGAUUUACCGAAAAAACUACGACCAACCUUUCCAACUUCCACACAAGGUUGCCCGGGAGAUAGACUGCAACCGACGUGAAACUGUGACUGGAGUCUUGUCGAAGGAAAGUCUGGUACUUCAAGCAAAGAACACUAUGACAGAUUACUUCCUGGAGAAUCAGAUAAGGGAGAUAACUCCAGACAGCCUACUGAGAGAAAUUGACUCUAAGUUGCUAUCCGCUGGUGAACAGAAGAAACAGUGUGUACAGGAUGCGUUAACACGCCUGGAGAACGCGGGACUUGUCUGUGUUCGACGGGAGAAACAACGCUAUGUGCUGGAGGUACUCACACACCCCUCAGCUCUGCAGAAGACCUUGUAUGACAUUCUGGACAAGCAAUGUUCCAAAUCCAAACAUGCUGACGUGGGUUGUCAUUUUCUCCACCUACACCAGGAAGUUUGUCGGACAUUCCAGUAUGCCAAGGUCAAGAUUAAUGCUGUUCGCACAUGUCUCACCCGACUGGAAGAGCACAGUGAUGUCAUCAGGACCACUGUAGAUAGAUAUAGAACCGUGCCUAGUUAGGUCAUCACGUCACCUUCCUGUUCAACUGUAGAUAGAUAUAGAACCGUGUCUAGUUAGGUCAUCAUGUCACCUUCCUGGUCAACUGUAGAUAGAUAUAGAACCGUGCCUAGUUAGGUCAUCACGUCACCUUCCUGGUCAACUGUAGAUAGAUAUAGAACCGUGUCUAGUUAGGUCAUCACGUCACCUUCCUGGUCAACUGUAGAUAGAUAUAGAACCGUGUCUAGUUAGGUCAUCACGUCACCUUCCUGGUCAACUGUAGAUAGAUAAAGAACCGUGCCUAGUUAGGUCAUCACGUCACCUUCCUGGUCAACUGUAGAAAGAUAUAGAACCGUGGCAAGUUAGUUCAUCACGUCACCGUUGUGGUUAUUCUGUGAACUACAAGGCCAUCAUGUCGCCUUCCUGGUUGUCCAAAUGAGACCUUAAGUGUAUUUUGAUGGCAUAGGACUUCAUCCUGCCAUUCUAAACGUCAUCCACUGAAGGCAUUAACUCCCUAGAGUUUUCAGGUUAUCUAGAAACUGGCAAGGAAAUUUACUGAUGUUGAAGUUCAUUUGUACCCUGUAAAGUCAAACUGUUUGACUCUCUCAGUCCUUGUCAUGUUUUGUGGAUCUGUGACCUUAUGAUUUUAUAUGACCUCUGACCUGCAGAUAUAAAUAGAGAUUUUAUGAUUGACACGACCACUGACAUGCAAAUCAAAAUCAUUAGAUCAUUUUGUUAAUUUUGUGCCAUACUAACUAAGUUUUUGUUAAUUAUUUAUUUGGUGUUGUUUGUUUUAAAUAAAAAAGAGUAUUUUCUGGUUUGUUCUGUCAUUGCUUAAAUUACAUUCAUAAUCUUCAACACCCUUUCAGCUUCAGGUGGUAAACCUCAUAUUAACUGAGUAGAUUUGGUGCUACAGAUUAUAUUUCCUGUCUAACUUUAGGUGCUACAGAUUAUAUUUCCUGUCUAACUUUAGGUGCUACAGAUCAUAUUUCCUGUCUAACUUUAGGUGCUACAGAUCAUAUUUACUGUCUAU